This is a messenger RNA of Iphiclides podalirius (scarce swallowtail), 288 nucleotides long. Lineage: Eukaryota; Metazoa; Arthropoda; Insecta; Lepidoptera; Papilionidae. The record is from the annotation of a GenBank genome assembly.
AUGACCGGCUUGGAAGCCGUGGAGGACGCCGGCGGGAUCUACAGGAAGAAGGGGCAUUUGAACGAGCGAGCUUUCUCAUACAGCAUAAGACAGGAACACAGGAGUCGAUCGCAUGGAUCUCUCGCCAAUUUGAAGUUCGCUGCUCCACCUGAGGUGGAGACAGGUCGCGAGGAACUCAAGAAGGAGCGGGAGAUAAUGCAGCUGGUGGCGGGUCUUCAGCUUGGCUCUGAUGAAGUGGAGCGUCGGGAGGUGCCGCCGCAUAUGCUGAGGUCCAGGCACGCGCCUAGA